UACAGGACUAGAGCUGGCGUUAACAGGGGUUUUAGAACUGUGUUGCUUGAAAUCUAAUCGUAUUUCAAAUUAUUUAUGUGACGGUAUAUGGAGAUCAAGUACAGUACAUCCUACGCUAGAGGAAGUGCUCUAAUGUACAAGGCUUUAAUGGGCAACGGAAACAGGUUUGCUUAAUUUUACAGCUUCCAGUGAUGAGUAAAAAUUUGAAGAUAGUGACUGUUGGAGACGGAGGCGUGGGCAAGACUUCCCUGCUGGUGGCCUACACACAGGGAUCGUUUUCCGAUGCACACGAACCAACUGUUUUCGAAAAUUACAGCGGGGAGAUGAUAUUCAACGGAACGCACUACAAUUUCACGCUGUGGGACACGGCCGGCCAGGAGGACUACGACCGGUGCCGCGUCCUCUGCUACCCCGAGACAGACGUGUUCUUGGUGUGCUUCAGUGUCGUAAACAAAGCAUCUUUCAGCAACGUCCAUGCGUCUUGGCUGCCGGAAAUCAGGCGGGAAUGUGGAGAUAAAGUACCAGCUGUGCUCGUGGGCACGAAAGUCGACCUGCGAAAGAACGCCGAGUCGACUGCAUCCGUGACGCGGCGCGAGGGGCGUCGUCUCGCCGCUCGACUCGGCAUGAGGAACUACGUCGAGUGCUCGGCCAAGACCGGCCACGGCUGCCAGCAGGCGUUCAGAACUGCUAUUGAGGCGACGACAUCCAAACCGAUCUGCGUCCUGCUCUAAUAUGACGUGCACAUGCGUUAACAUUUGCGUUACGUUUAAUCACUCUCUUCGAAAGAGUUUGUGUUGAUAUAUUGUUUGUGUUGAUUCCUUAAAGUAAUGAAUUAAAGCAUCACAUGAC
Penaeus indicus is the source of this 849-nucleotide messenger RNA. Its product is annotated as ras-related C3 botulinum toxin substrate 3-like. Bases 192 to 731 code for a protein of 179 amino acids. The transcript has 5 exons. Gene Ontology annotation, molecular function: GTP binding; GTPase activity. Gene Ontology annotation, biological process: small GTPase-mediated signal transduction. The record is from RefSeq and is a predicted model, not a curated record. NCBI's taxonomy places the organism in Eukaryota, Metazoa, Arthropoda, Malacostraca, Decapoda, Penaeidae.